Messenger RNA from Condylostylus longicornis, 2751 nucleotides. It is a transcript of the gene Ccn, whose product is annotated as GATA zinc finger domain-containing protein 14. The record is from RefSeq and is a predicted model, not a curated record. Gene Ontology annotation, molecular function: heparin binding; integrin binding. Gene Ontology annotation, cellular component: extracellular matrix. Lineage: Eukaryota; Metazoa; Arthropoda; Insecta; Diptera; Dolichopodidae. The coding region runs from base 1 to 2049 and encodes 682 amino acids. The transcript has 9 exons. Gene Ontology annotation, biological process: cell adhesion; signal transduction.
AUGUUUAUAUUGCUGCCUUUAUUAGGAAUAAUUUUUAGUUAUUUUUCGGAUUGUUCCCCAGUAAAUUUAGGCGUUAACCAUAAUAUAAAGGACAACGCAAGGGAAUAUUAUCUGGAAUCAAAUUAUUGUAAAGUUGGUAAUACAACGUACUCACAUGGUGAAACGUUCAAAUUGGAUUGUAAAACACAAUGUGUCUGCGAGAAUGGCAGACAUGCAUGUUCAUCAUUGUGUCCAAAGGAACAAUUACCAGCUCCAGAGGAUACAGAAUCAUGUAGAUCACCAAGACUAGUUGAAGUGCCUGGUCAUUGUUGUAAAAUGUGGCUAUGUGAAAAACCAACAGCUGACGUAAAAGCCACAUGCCAUAAUACAUCAUCAAGUCCAUGGACGCCAUGUUCUGAAAAUUGUGGUGUUGGUAUAUCAACACGUAUAACAAAUACCACAACAGGAUGUCACAAGUUAAGUAAUAUUAGGCUAUGUGAAAAUCGUAAAUGUGAUGACAAUAAAUUAAAUAGUAAAAUAGUUGAUAGAAAUUUAUCAUUAAUACAACAGCAAAAGCAAAUAAAACAACAGGAAAAACAAUAUCAACAAUUACAAUUAUUACAACAGCAUCCUGAACAUAGAAUUAGGAAAGGACAUGAAUGUCGUAGCUUACAAAGAUUAGGUCCAGCUAGAAUACGUUUUGGUUCAUGUGUAUCAAGAAAAUUAUAUCGUCCCAAAAUAUGUGGGAGAUGUCAUCAAAUAAAUAAAUGUUGUGUGCCUUCUGUUUCUACAACAAUUCAAGUUGAACUUUUAUGCCCAGUUAAUUCAGGUGAUCCAUUAGAUUAUAUAAAGAACGGUAUGAGCCUUUGGGAUAGUACAUCAUUAGAACCAAUUAAUCAGGAAUUGUUACAAUCUAGGCAAAUACAAAUUGAAAAUAAAUUCAUAUCAGUACAGUGGAUAUUAAAAUGUGAAUGCAGUUCACAGCCCGGAUAUUGCAGUAAUAGUAAUACAAAUAAUAGUAAUUUAUCAAUUCCAUUAACAACAAAUACAAUAACAAAUUCAUCAAAAAUGGCAACUACAGUUAAAGAAUUAAAAACACCAACAGUUAAUAACAACAAUAAUAGUAUUAAUAAUUAUAACAAGAACAACAACAACAACAGCACUAGUAGUAGCACAAAUACCAAAAGAUUGAUAAGUUCAUUAACAUUAUCAAAGGAAAGAAAUAAAAUAAAUAAAUAUGAUGGCAACAAUCAUAGUAAUAAUGAUAUAGAUGAUAAUGAUGAUAAUGAUGAUAAUAAUGAUUUUAGUAAUAGUAAUGAAGCUGAUACUACUAAUAAUAAUCAAAAGAGAAAUCAAGAAACUACCCCAAAUCAAAUUGAAUUUAAAAAUAAUAUAAAUUCAAAUUAUAAUAAUCAAAUUUCAAAUAAUGAUAAUAAUAAUGAUAAUGAUGAAAUUUUUGAAAGUAAUAGUAUUAAUAGUAAUCAAAAUAAUCAAGAUAAUAAUAAUAAUGAUAAUAGAAUAAAAUAUAGAAAUAAUAGACAUAAUAGAUUUAAUAAAUAUAUUCGAAAAAAAUUUAAUUAUCAACAUUAUCAUCCUAAUCCACAUCACCAUCAACAUCAUCACCAUCAUCAUCAUAAUCAUCACCAUCAAAAUAACCAACAUAAUAAUCAACAUCACCACCAUCAACACCAUAAGCAUCAUAAUCAAAAUCAUCUACAUUAUUUACAUAAUUAUCAACAUAAUAAUGAUAAUAAUCAACAUUAUUUAAAUAAUUAUUCUAAUCAAAAUCAUCCAUAUCAUUAUGAGAUAUUAAAAUCAUCAGGAUAUGAUAUUAAUGAAUUAACAUCAAGUGAUGAAGUUCGACAUUGGAGAAAUCAACAGAAACAGCAAGAAGAACAAGAACAAUUAGAUUUAAAGGAGUUACGAUUACGACAACAAGAAAUAUUACAACAGCAAACGCAACAACAACAACAACAACAACAACAGCAACAGUCAGAACAACUACAGUCAAAACAACAGUCACAACAAGAAAAUCAACAACAAAUACAGCAACAAUUAUUAAAAACGUAACAGGCUAAUUAAAAAAAAAUAUACAAAACAAAAAAAAUAAAUUAAUAUUCAACAAACAGUAACAACAACAACAAAAAAAGUAAAUAAAACAAAAGAGAAAUAAUAUAACAGAAGUUAGCAGGAGAGAAUAACAAAAAAUAGAAAAUAAUAAAACACACAAACAUUUAUUUUAUCAUUUUGUAUAAGACCCAUUGUAUAUAGAUAGAAAUUUAAUUAAACUAUUAUUAUAAUACUAUAUAUAUAUAUGUAUAUAUAUACAUAUAUACAUAAAUAUAACAAAUAUACAACUAUACAUGUAAUAAUAAAUGAAAAAAAAGAAUAAAACUAGCUAUAUAGAAUUAAUGAAAGAAAAGAAUAGAAAAAAAAGAAACCAUUGUAGUUAAAGAGAAAACUUUAGGGAUUAAAAUAAGGAGACAAUUAAAAAAUAUAAACAAUAAAUACACAUCCAUACAUACAAAAUAAAAAAUAUGUAUACACGGAAUUAUAAAAACAGUAUAACAGAGAGAAAAAAAAAUUCAUUUAAACACAUAAUUAUUAUAAAGUAUGAAAAUGACAUAUACAAACAUAACGUAUAUAAUAAUUAUAAAAUAUAGUUUGUAUAGUUUAAGAUUAAGUGUACCGAGAAUAAGCUCUUUUAAGUAAGGAAAAAGAUCAACAUGUAUAUAAUGCAUAAAUUGAUAUAAUUAUGCAUGUAUACAAACA